AUUGUUACCAAGCCGUAAAAGAUGCUGGUCGUUACCGCGAAUGUAAACGUACACAGGGCAUUUCCACUACAGAGCUUGUAGGACGUAUGUUACUUAUGACGCGUGAUCAUCAUAAACGUAAGUCUUCUAUUGCGUCCGUCAAUAAUGAAGAUUUGAGCACCUUCAGCAGUAGUCCAUCUAAGCAAAAUAAAGUUGUUUAUGUCGACGGUACCUUUGAUCUUUUCCAUGUUGGACAUAUCGAAUUUUUGAAAAGAGCAAAGGCUUUAGGUGAUUAUCUCUUAGUUGGAGUUCAUGAUGAUCAGUACGUUGAUGAGGUAAUAAUCGGUGCUCCAUACAGCGUCGAUGAUAAUGUAUUAUCCAAGGUUUACAUAGUAGACAUUGUUGCUCACGGAAAUACGCCUUCAUUACCUGAUAUUAAUAACAAAGACCCAUAUGAGCUUCCUAAAAAAAAAGGAAUUUAUGUUGAAAUAGAAAAUCCCUCCGCGGAUUUGACUACUGAUGGCAUCAUUGAUAGGAUUAUUAAACAUCAUCCCCAAAUUUCUGGGUCGGAUCCAUUGGAUUUAGGUCGACAUUUAGCAGGCCAAAUUUAUCAGCUUGGUCAAAGUGUAGAUCGCACCUUAUAUGGGGGCCCGUUAAAGCCAGGUUCACAUCCAAUGCGCCAAAUUUCAAAAAAAUUUUAUGAUAAAAAUGAUAAAAAAAAAAUAUUAACCAAUUAA
Messenger RNA from Racocetra fulgida, 716 nucleotides. The record is from the annotation of a GenBank genome assembly. NCBI's taxonomy places the organism in Eukaryota, Fungi, Glomeromycota, Glomeromycetes, Diversisporales, Gigasporaceae.